Messenger RNA from Daldinia caldariorum, 816 nucleotides. RefSeq names its product 14-3-3 family protein. The transcript is spliced from 5 exons. Gene Ontology annotation, cellular component: cytoplasm. NCBI's taxonomy places the organism in Eukaryota, Fungi, Ascomycota, Sordariomycetes, Xylariales, Hypoxylaceae. Gene Ontology annotation, biological process: signal transduction. The record is from RefSeq and is a predicted model, not a curated record. The coding region runs from base 1 to 816 and encodes 271 amino acids.
AUGACUACUGAGCGUGAAAGCAAGACUUUCCUGGCCCGCCUCUGCGAGCAGGCCGAGCGUUACGAUGAGAUGGUUACCUACAUGAAGGAGGUUGCUAAGCUUGGUGGUGAGCUCUCCGUUGACGAGCGCAACCUUCUCUCCGUUGCCUACAAGAACGUGGUCGGUACCCGACGUGCCUCUUGGAGAAUCAUCUCGUCGAUCGAGCAGAAGGAGGAGUCCAAGGGCUCUGACAAGCACGUCUCCACUAUCCGCGACUACCGAAACAAGAUCGAGACCGAGCUCGAGAAGGUUUGCCAAGAUGUUUUGGACGUCCUGGACGAGAGCUUGAUCCCUAACGCCGCCACCGGCGAGUCCAAGGUCUUCUAUCACAAGAUGAAGGGUGAUUAUCACCGCUACUUGGCCGAGUUCGCGUCUGGCGAGAAGCGAAAGGUCGCUGCUACUGCCGCCCACGAGGCUUACAAGAGCGCCACCGACGUUGCACAGACUGAGCUCACCCCGACGCAUCCCAUCCGUCUCGGUCUUGCCCUCAACUUCUCCGUGUUCUACUACGAGAUCCUCAACUCGCCCGAUCGUGCUUGCCAUCUCGCCAAGCAGGCCUUCGACGAUGCUAUCGCCGAGCUUGACUCGUUGUCUGAGGAGUCUUACCGUGACAGCACUCUUAUCAUGCAGCUGCUCCGUGACAACCUGACCCUGUGGACUUCGUCGGAGAGCGCCGAGGGCGAGGGUACAGGUGCCCAAGAGGCUGCUAAGGAAGACAAGCCCGCCGAGGAGGCUGAGAAGCCUAAGGAGGAUGCCCCUGCUCCUACCGAGUCUUAG